AUGACCACGCGAGAGGCAAGCCAUGCGGGAUCCUGGUACGAGGACGAUCCGAGUGUCUUAUCCUCGCAGCUCGACGAAUUCCUUGGGCGUGUGCCAGCUUCGUUGAAUGACAGCGCGCUCCCGAUUCCUGGAGCCAGGGUCAUUAUUGCUCCCCAUGCCGGGUACUCCUACUCUGGGCCUUGUGCGGCCUGGGCGUACAAAACCCUCGAUCUCAGCAAUGCGAAACGGGUCUUUAUCCUCGGGCCAUCGCAUACGUAUUACUUGCGUGGAUGUGCCCUUACAACUUUUGACAAGUAUGAGACCCCCUUUGGGGAUUUAAUUGUGGACAAAGCCACAACGGCCGAGCUGAAGCGGACUGGUCGCUUCAGCGACAUGCCUGCUCGCCGGGACGUUGACGAGCAUUCUCUCGAGAUGCACAUCCCCUACCUGUGGAAGAGGCUAGAGCAGACGUUUGGAACUGACAGCGCUAAAUACCCGCCCAUCAUCCCUAUACUCGUUGGCGAUGGCACCGAGGAGCAGGAACAAGCAUACGGUCAACUUCUGGCGCAAUACUUGAAGGACCCCACAACUGCUUGGAUCAUUUCUUCCGACUUUUGCCACUGGGGUUCACGAUUUUCGUACCGCCCAGUUUUUGAUAAUGGCAAAAUUAGAAAUCUCGACGCAGAUCGAAAAGACAAACAUCUGGAGCUUCGACCAGGCUGGGAGCAGCUGGUUGACAAUCCAGAUAACAUGAAGAUCCAUGAGGUCAUUGAGAUGCUGGAUAAGAUGGCUAUGAAUGCCGUUGAAUCGGGUGCACACCACAAGUUUUAUCAUGUCAUCCAGCAGACUCAAAACACUGUUUGUGGAAGACAUCCCAUUGGGGUGAUCAUGGCCGCGUUAGAGGUAUUGACAAAGGACCAGAGACCCGAGGAUGGAAGAGGCAAGUUAAAGUUUGUGCAAUACCAGCGGAGCAACUUGGUCGAAAAAGUUUGGGACUUCAGUGUAAGCUACGCGUCGGCCUAUGCCAUCGUUUAA
Molecule: messenger RNA, 1014 nt
Organism: Thermochaetoides thermophila DSM 1495
Lineage: Eukaryota; Fungi; Ascomycota; Sordariomycetes; Sordariales; Chaetomiaceae
Exons: 2
Coding region: 1-1014 (337 amino acids)
Source: RefSeq, a predicted model, not a curated record